Alternaria postmessia is the source of this 525-nucleotide messenger RNA. RefSeq lists its product as uncharacterized. Lineage: Eukaryota; Fungi; Ascomycota; Dothideomycetes; Pleosporales; Pleosporaceae. The coding region runs from base 1 to 525 and encodes 174 amino acids. The record is from RefSeq and is a predicted model, not a curated record. The transcript has 2 exons.
AUGUCAGACAACAUCUACGUAAAGAGUGUUGCAGGAACCUGCAUCACCUUCUCUUUCAUCCUCGCUGGAAAUGCCAUCACACAGUCCUACAUGACCGUCCCCGCGCUCCUCGUCAACUUCCCACGCGCAGGCACACCCGAACACAAAGACCGCGCACGUCUUCUGGGCCGUCAGUGGCCUCUCUGCUGGACAGUCGGCAACCAGUUUUUCCGUCCCAUUUCAACUCUGGGAUUCCUGGGUUACGCCUACGCUGGCUACUCAGUCUACCGUGAGGGCAUGCUCGCCCGCAGUGACUGGAAGCUUUUUGGUGUUGCGGCCGUCAUGCACUUGACGACCAUCCUGCACUCGGCUAUCAACAUGCAGCCGUUGAACGACAAGUUGGAGGCGUUGGCGGAGAGGAGCAACGAGAAGGAGUUGGGUGAGGCGGAGAGCAUUGCGACAAAGUGGGCCAGCUGGAACAGGCUGAGGUUGGUUACCCCAACCAUUGCUGGUGGCCUGGCACUGUGGAACUUGCUCUCUUUGUAG